Molecule: messenger RNA, 999 nt
Organism: Phodopus roborovskii (desert hamster)
Lineage: Eukaryota; Metazoa; Chordata; Mammalia; Rodentia; Cricetidae
Product: olfactory receptor 52B6
Biological process (GO): G protein-coupled receptor signaling pathway
Cellular component (GO): membrane
Molecular function (GO): olfactory receptor activity; G protein-coupled receptor activity
Source: RefSeq, a predicted model, not a curated record
AUGCCAGGUACUCGCAACCAAUUAGAGGCUGCUAUGAACCACUCUGAUACUCGCACAGCAGGUUGCUUCCUCACUGGCAUCCCUGGGCUGGAACAUCUUCAUGAGUGGUUGCCCAUUCCCUUCUGUACUAUGUACAUAGCUGCCCUGGCAGGCAACGGCACCCUAAUCUGUGUCAUCCUCUCCCAGCCAAGCCUUUAUGAGCCCAUGUACAUAUUCCUGUCCAUGCUGGCCAGUGCUGAUGUCCUGCUGUCUACCUCCACCAUGCCCAAGACCGUGGCCAACUUCUGGCUAGGUUCUAGCCAUGUCUCCUGACUAGAGCCAUGGCUGCCUGACAUGUUUUUCAUCCACUUCCUCUUCGUGGCUGACUCUGCUGUCCUGCUGGCCAUGGCUUUUGACAGAUAUGUGGCAAUAUGUUCUCCUCCAAGAUAUACCACAAUCCUGACAAGACAGGUCAUAGGAAAGAUUGUUGCUGCUACCCUGACCCGCAGUUUUAUAAUCAUGUUCCCAUCCAUCUUUCUCUUCAAGGGGUUGCACUUUUGCUGGAUCAAUGUCAUCAAACAAUUUUGUGAGCACAUGGGUAUUGCCCAUCUGUCCUGUUCUGACAUUUCCAUCAAUGUCUGGUAUGGGAUGGCAGCUGCUCUUCUCUCCACAGACCUGGACAUCAUUCCCAUUGCUGUUUCCUGCGUCCACAUCCUCCACGCUAUAUCCCUCUCUUCCCAAGAAGCCCAGUCCAAGGCCCUGACUACUUGUGGAUCCCAUGUCUGUGUCGUCUUACUGUUCUGCAUCCCUGCCCUCUUCUCUGUGUUUCCCUACAGGUUUGGUGGGAAACACAUCCCACAUUAUAUCCACAUCCUGCUAGCCAACCUCUAUGUGGUUUUCCCACCUAUGCUCAAUCCUGUGAUUUAUGGAGAGAGGGCAAAGCAGAUAUUGGAAGGAGCUAAGCAAAUGUUUGCACAACCAAAGAAUUUAAAUGAAUACCCACAAUUUGGCCUCAACUGA